CGAGCAACCUCCAGCUCGUUCAAGGGGUGUUCCCGGGUGGUAUUACACAGUAUCCGCCCAGCCGGGAUCAUGCUGACAUCUCCUUUCACCUCCACUCCGUGUUCGCGCCCUUUCGCAGAAUGGCAACACCUCAAACCACGGCCACACAGCUACAGAAACGCAGGAAGGAGAAAGCAAAAGCGACAGAUGGCUUACAACUCGGUUUCAAUUUUCGUCUAAAGAGACAACAAAGUCAUCGUUAUAUGGGACACAGAGCCGACUCCUUAAUCGUACCUUCAGAUCUCGCCCUCCUCGUGGAACUCCGAGCUCGUCAUCGAACUUUUCAAGGUGCAUACGCUCGAACUGCGCUCGGGAAUUUGGGAUAUGCGUUGACGAUUUUGAGGUUGUUCGAUACAAGGUUUUAUCGAAUUGGCCUCAUCUUUGCAAUUCUGGGAGGACUUCUCUUACUCAUCUCAUACGCUCGUGAUCGCCAUUCUCGACACGACUUUGCUGAUCCUCGUGUAGAAGAGGAAGUUUUAAGCGGACCAAGUGCUAGCACGGCUCCUGAAAACAUCGCCAACGGCCAUCCGAAGAGUCAGGAGACGCUGAUAUCCAAACUAUCUGGUUCAUUCUCUCGAUUUCGUCUCCGUCGUUCUCCCAUCCCGACUUUUGCACCUGCACCUCCUAGUACGAGAAUCUUCGGCCGACCUUUUGUGACGGCAGGAUGGGUUGUGAUUGCAGUCACCUUGGUUGUGCUCAUGACUGAGAUUGGGUUGGUGGUGUUGAUUAUCAAGUUAUAGAUGUUAGACGAGAAGCUAGAGCUUUGUGGUAUAGGCGUAGAAUUUCCCAAGCAGACAUUUGUAGAAGAGAGAGUAAAGCAAUUGGCAUAUCAAUGAUACAGCAAGACUACUACU
Messenger RNA from Marasmius oreades (fairy-ring Marasmius), 893 nucleotides. RefSeq lists its product as uncharacterized. Lineage: Eukaryota; Fungi; Basidiomycota; Agaricomycetes; Agaricales; Marasmiaceae. The record is from RefSeq and is a predicted model, not a curated record. The transcript is spliced from 3 exons. Bases 120 to 779 code for a protein of 219 amino acids.